AAAAAGAAAAAAAAGAAAAAAGGGAGCGUUCAACUUCAUAGUAUAACCAACUCAGCAUACACUCAUCCAUUCUAAGCAAAAGUGCAUUUUUGAUUCUUUGGGAGGAAAAAUGCUUUGUACAUUUGGAUUUUUGUAUAGUGUGAAAGCUUUUCCAGAAUUAUAUGUAACAUUGCAAAACAAUAGUCUUCGUCAAAUGGCAAUUAUUAUAGAUAGAUUCUGCUACUUAAAUAGUCUUCAUCUACUUCUCCCUUGUAUAAAUACCCCAUUCCUCCAACCCCUUGUGUAUGAUUUCUUGACUCUCUGUUGUUUCUUGAUGCGUUUGAAUGAGAUUUAUUUCACUGAAAUGGUCGACUUUUUGCUGAUACUUUUGUUUCUUUGAUGCCAAUACCAUUUAUUUGAUAAAACCCCUUGAAUUUCAGAUUUUUUAGUUUCUGGAUUGGUUUAGAAUGGAGCCACUUGAUAGGAAUCGAAGAAAGGGAGAGGGUUUAAAUUUGAGAGAUAAAAUUGGAAUGGAUCCAUUAAGUAGGAAUCAAGGAAAUGGGGAGGGUUUUAAUUUGAAUGAGGAGAUAGGGAUGGAGCCUUCUAGAAGGAAUCAAAGAAAUGGGGAGGUUUUGAAUUUCGGUGAGGGGAUUGGGAUGGAGCUACAGAGUAGGAAUCAUAGAAAUGGGGAGGUUUUGGAUUUGAGUAAUCAAAGAAAUGGGGAGAGUUUGAAUUUGAGCGAGGGGAUUGGGAUGGAUCCAGGGAGUAGGAAUUUGAGUGAGGGGACUGGGAUGGAGCCAUGGAAUAUGAAUCAAACAAAUGGGGAGGGUUUGACGUUGAUCGAGGGGAUUCAAAUGGAGCCAUGGAAUAUGAAUCAAAGAAAUGGGGCAGGUUUGAAUUUGAGUGAGGGGAUUGGGAUGGAGCCAUGGUGUAGGAAUCAAAGAAAUGGGGAGGGUUUGAAUUUGAAUGAGGAGAUUGUGAUGGAGCCACGAAAUAUGUGUCAAAGAAAUGGGGAGGAUUUGAAUUUGAGUAAUGGGAUUGGGAUGGAGCCACGGGGUAUGAAUCAAAGAAAUGGUGAGGGUUUGAAUUUGAGCGAGGGGGUUGGGAUAGAGCCGUGGAGUAUGAAUCAAAGAAAGGGGGCAGGUUUGAAUUUGAGUGAGGGGAUUGGGAUGGAGCCAUGGUGUAGGAAUCAAAGAAAUGGAGAGGGUUUCAAUUUGAAUGAGAGGAUUGGGACGGAGCCCUGGGGCAUGAGUCAAAGAAAUGGGAAGGGUUUGAAUUUGAGCGAGGGAAUUGGGAUGGAGUCAUGGAGUAUGAAUCAAAGAAAUGGGGAGGGUUUGAAUUUGAGUGUGGGUAUCGGGAUGGAGUCAUGUAGUAUGGAUCAAACAAAUGGAGAGUGUUUGAAUUUGAGUGAGGGGAUUGGUAUAGAGUCAUGGAUCAUGAAUCAAAGAAAUGGGGAGGGUUUGAAUUUGAGUGAGGGGAUUGGGAUAGAGCUUUGGAGUAUGAAUCAAAGAAAUGGGGAGGGUUUGAAUUUGAGCAAGGGGAUUGGGAUGAAGAGGGUUCAUGAGGGAGUGGAAAAUGACUCCGUGGUUAAAAAAGUUAGGUUUUAUGAUGAAAUAUUUGGUUCUCACAAAUAUACUGAUGAGAAUGUUGCUUUAGAAAAGGUUAAGGAUGAGCAUCUAAAGAGUAAAAGUCAAGUCAUGGUUUUUGAAAAACUUGAUGAAAGUAUUGUGCAUGCAGGUGAAAUGGACAUUUUGAAAGGGGGAGGGAUCAAGAAUGGGGCAGUGGGUGCCGGAGAAUUCAUUGUUGGGUGUCAAGAAGCUGGACUUUUAAGGGUACCAGAAGAAUGUCACAAUGCUAUUCAAAUGUCAAAAUGGAACUUAGGGAAUGCUAAUGGGGGCAGUGAACUGGGUUUUGAUUUUAAUAUUCCAGUUGUGGAAGCGGCUGAUGGAAGUACUUUAGUUGGUGUGAUGAAUUAUACUCAGAGGGCUGUUGAAUUAAAUGAAAUUAGGUCUGGUGUGAGUAAUCGCUGGGAAGAAAGAGUAAACAAGGGAAAGAUGGAGCAAAUUGAGGAAAAAAUACCUUAUGUCGCCCGAAAUUGCAAUCUUGAGUUGGGAUUGAUGAACAAAGACCAGGAUAUUGGUGGAAGUAGUUCAUUGGGCGGUGAGAAGAGCUACACCAGAGAAGAAAAGGGAAAGGCUAAGGUUGACAACUCUUGGUUAGCACUAACAACCUUGCCAAUGGAGUUGGACUUGCAACACAGCAAGCAGCAGCACGAGGCUAUUUCACCAGUGCCACAGCUAGAAUCCAUCCAGCGUACACAAACUGAACUUAGAAGAAAUUUGAAUGCUGAACAUGCAUCAAGACAGAAAAAUGCAUUAAGGGAAAGAGCUAUUCACUUUGCACGCUAUGAUGCUACCCGUGAAGGCUCUUCUAGUCAGGAAACAAAAUUCCCAACUUUGGAAACUAUUAAAGAUCUAGGGAACACCCCCGAUCUCGCUUCUACUGCAUUGAAGGGGAUUAGGGAGAAUAUACCUAAACAAAAGGAUGAGAAAUUGGUUAGAUGGGAAGCAUCUCAACAUCCUGAAAAUAAAGAGUUUCCUUGUGUGUUUCCUUCACUGCUAGAUCUUUCCUUGAAAGCCCUUGCAGAAAAUGCUGAAGCAAUAGUUUCUCUCAAAGGUAUCCCUGAUAUCUUGAGGGGAAGAUUGACCGAAAUACUCUGCUAUUAUAGGAAAAUGAGUACUCAUAUGUUGGACCUUCUUCUUCAAGGAUCACCAACUCAAAUUCGCAUAAACGACUGUUCAUGGUUAACAGAAGAACAGUUUUGCAACUCAUUUAGAGACUUUGAUAGAAGAAACUUGAUGGUGCUUCAACUAGAUCUAUGCGGACAACCCACACUUGAUCAUGUGUUGGGUACAACCAUUGCUACGGCUUCAAAUAGCUUACCUAAUUUAGCCAUCUUGUCACUGAGGGGUGCUUGUCGGAUGUCUGAUAGAGCUCUGGAAAUACUUGUUACAUCAGCGCCUUCUCUACAAUCCAUUGAUUUGAGUCAGUGCUCCCUUUUGACCCACUCUAGUAUUGGUAUCGCAGCCAACUCAUUGGGAUCAAUUCUCAAGGAACUCUGUAUAGAUGAUUGCCAGAGCAUAGAUGCAAUGCAUAUAUUACCUUCACUGGAGAAGAUGGAGCAUUUGGAACUGUUGUCGGUAGCUGGAAUUCAAAGCGUAUGUGAUCAGUUUAUAAGCGAGCUACUUACAGCACGUGGUCAAAAUAUAAAAGAGCUUGAUAUUUCCCGCUGCCCGAAUCUGACUGAUCAAUCCCUGAAGUUUAUCGGAGAAGCAUGUGCUUACUUGCAUUCGUUAAAUAUUUCAAAGUUGAGUGAAUUGACAGAUGUUGGACUGCAGUGUCUCGCGAAUGGUUGUCGAUCAAUUCGGAAACUCACAUUUUGCCGUAAUAAUUUCAGUGAUGAAGGGAUUGCUGCAUUUUUGGAAGCUUCUGGAGCAUGUUUGGAGGAACUUUCACUGAAUACUUGCUCUAAGGUUAGCACUAGCACUGCCUUGUCACUAGCCAAACUUUCAAGAAAGUUACUGCAUUUGGACCUAUCAUGGUGUCGCAGAAUAAGUGACAGCGAGCUAGGGCUGAUUGUAGACAGCUGCGUGUCGCUCAAGCUACUCAAACUCUUUGGCUGUUCACAGAUAACAGAUGCAUUCAAAAAUGGCCACUCAAACACUGUAGUGGAGAUCAUUGGAUUGGGUAUGACCCAGAUAAUUGAUAUUGGCAGGUUUGAUGGCGUGGAAGUUCUAUUGAAACAUUCACCAGUAGUGAAGUCUUCUAAUUCAUGAAGGACACUUGACAUGAUGAUUUGACGAUGCAACUAAAGAUUCCUCAAUGCACAGCAUUGCACCUAUUGGAACAAAUAGAAAUCGUCUCUUUUUGUUGUAAUCUUUUCUUUGGAGUAGCCUGUUCCUCCUUACUUUACAGGUCAUACAUGAUCACUAGACUACAAAUGGUUGCCAAAAAUCUGGCUAAAUAGGCUUAUAGCAAUACAUCUCUUGUCCUCGAUGUUAUAGCUUGUUUCUUUCUGACAAUAGAUUACAUCGAGUUGAUUACUAUAACAAUUAUCACCAUAUUGCUAAAUUAUUCUUCUA
Messenger RNA from Solanum pennellii, 4121 nucleotides. RefSeq lists its product as uncharacterized. Gene Ontology annotation, molecular function: protein binding. Gene Ontology annotation, cellular component: SCF ubiquitin ligase complex. The transcript has 6 exons. Gene Ontology annotation, biological process: SCF-dependent proteasomal ubiquitin-dependent protein catabolic process. Lineage: Eukaryota; Viridiplantae; Streptophyta; Magnoliopsida; Solanales; Solanaceae. The record is from RefSeq and is a predicted model, not a curated record. The coding region runs from base 447 to 3815 and encodes 1122 amino acids.